CUAUCCCAUAAUUUUCAAAGAUGAAUGCAGGAGCUCACUUUUUCAUCAUCUUCCUGCUUGCUUCUGCCCUCUUGUGCUCCGCUGGGCAAACACCCUCAGAGUAUGAAAACAAAUUGGUGGUAGAUAAGUAUCCUCCUUCAGGUCCUAACCCACGGCAACCAUCAUCAGCAACCGAAUUUAAGGAAAACAAGGUGGUGAUUGUGAUCGAUAAGUAUCCUCCUUCAGGUCCUAAACCACGGCAGCCACCAUCAGCAACCGAAUUCAAGGAAAACAAGGUGGUGACUGUGAUCGAUAAGUAUCCGCCUUCAGGUCCAAACGCAGGGCAACCACCAUCAUUCUCCGAAUUUAACGAAAACAAGAUUGUGAUAGUAGAUAAGUACCGUCCUUCAGGUCCUAACCCAAGGCAACCACCAUCGUCAAUAUCCGAAUUCAACAACAUCAACAAGAUUAUGACUGAUGACUACCCUCCUGUAGGUCCUAACCCAGGCCAUGAUCCUCGCAUUCCACCACCACCAUUUUGAUUUGAGAACUAUCAUCAGCAUAACCAGAAGGCAAAAAUGGAAUUUAUGAAUGUGGUUAGCUAAAGUACCAGACCUGCCCUCUUUCU
Messenger RNA from Ziziphus jujuba (common jujube), 607 nucleotides. RefSeq lists its product as uncharacterized. The coding region runs from base 21 to 521 and encodes 166 amino acids. The transcript has 2 exons. Lineage: Eukaryota; Viridiplantae; Streptophyta; Magnoliopsida; Rosales; Rhamnaceae. The record is from RefSeq and is a predicted model, not a curated record.